Messenger RNA from Ochotona curzoniae (black-lipped pika), 7848 nucleotides. RefSeq names its product cilia and flagella associated protein 46 (gene CFAP46). Gene Ontology annotation, biological process: axoneme assembly; cilium movement involved in cell motility. Bases 1 to 7848 code for a protein of 2615 amino acids. Gene Ontology annotation, molecular function: protein binding. The record is from RefSeq and is a predicted model, not a curated record. NCBI's taxonomy places the organism in Eukaryota, Metazoa, Chordata, Mammalia, Lagomorpha, Ochotonidae. The transcript is spliced from 59 exons.
AUGGACCUGGCUAUCACGAAGGAGCUGGCCCACGCGGACAGCCAGCAGGACACAGCCUCACUCAGAAGAGCCUAUGAACUGAUCAAGUCCGCCAACCGCGGCAAGUCCGAGUUUGACCCCUCAGAAAGCUUCAGCCCUGACUUGUUUGUUCUGUGUGCUGAGCAGGCCCUCAAGAUGGGGCAGCCGGAGAUGAGUGAGGACUGUAUUCAGAUGUACUUCAGGGUGAAAGGGCCGGUCACCCAGUUCCUCGGCCGAGCGCACCUAUGCAGGGCCCAGCUGUGCGCCCCCAAGUCCUCUGACAACCUGGAGGAGUUUGAGAACUGCGUGACUCAGUACAUGAAGGCUAUAAACUUCGCAAAAGGAGAGCCACGGUACUACUUCCUGGUGUUCAACGCCUCUGUCCUCUACUGGCGAAUGGUGAGGCCGUUCCUGAAGCCCGGCUUCCGCCACCACGUGAUCCCCAGCCUCUUCCAGAUUGUGCACGUGCUAAAUCAGACUGACGAGGAAGAUAAGGACUGGCGCGCGGAGCUCAUGCUGGAGCUCCUCGAGUGUUACCUGGAGGCUGGCAGGAAGGAGGAGGCAGCCAAGUUCUGCUGCUCGGCCGCACCGUUCAUCAAAGCACACGUGCCCCAGCGGUACCGACAUCUGUACUCCAUGAUGGUGCGGCACGAAUUAAUGGAUGAUCUACAGUUACAGGAAGAAAAGAAAAAUUCCAUCAGCCUGUCCAUCUCUUACAACAUUAGCAUGCUGAAAGCAAAACUGAAUAAAAAUGAGUUACCAGAAGACGCGAGCAGAAUCCUGAAGACGGCCCAUAAGCAUCUGGGUUUCUACAACCACCAACGCUUUCCUUCCAUCAGAGAUGAAAAGAUGCUCCUGCUCUUUGAAUUGGCUCGUCUCUCCUUGACCUUGAAGUGCGAGGAGAUCUCUGCUGACUGCCUCUCAGACCUGAAGAAAAUGGACAGCCAAGACCCUGGGAAGCUGAUAGAAAUCGAGUGUCUGGAGUGCGAACUGGAAGCUUUGAAGCUGGAAAGCAGAUUCAAAGUCUACACCCGGGCGGCUGUUGAGGCCCAGCUGAACAUCGUGAAGAGACUGGAUGUGCUGCUGCAGCGUGCGGUCCGCCUGGGGGACGCACGUGUUGUCCACGUGGUGUGCGCCACCCUGUGGGAUGCCUGCCUGCCCCUGCUGCAGCACAACUUGCGGCACCACCUGCGGAAGCCUCUGGGCAGCAUUGCAGAGGUCCUGGAGAAGGUGGACAGCCUCAUGACCCUACUGCGCUGCCAAGUGCACAUGGAGCUGGCAUACAUCGAGGAGGAUGAGGACCGGCUGGAGCCCGCCAUGCAGCAUCUGCAGAAGGCCAUGGGCCUCGACAGCUUGGGCCUCUACCAGGACAGGCUCCAGAUGGCUGCAAACCGGCUGCGCCUGUGUACCAUGCUGUACCAGUGCCCAGAGCGUGCAGAGGACAAGGCCAUCCUGGCCAUCGAGCAGGCCAAGAAAGUCACCCUCAAGGACAGUGUCAGGAAGCAGCGAGCCCUCCUGGUGAACGCGGGGUUGGCCUUGGCGCCCGACACCUUCCAGAUUGUGCUGGACAGUGAGAAUGAGGCUAAAGUGUCCACUGGAAAGAACAGAGGCCGGUUCACCUACCUGUUCGCGAAGGCACGGCACCACAUGAUCAGUGUGGACAAGGCGGCGGGACACCUGCGGCGCCUGGGGCAUGAAAAUGACAAAGAGAGGAUAGAGAUCUGGAUGGAGCUCUCCAAGGUUGCCCGAAAGCAGGGAGUGUGGGAUGUCUGUCGGGCAGCGAGCCGCUUCUGUCUGCUCUAUGACAACAUCAAGGCGAGGAGACCACUGAGGGUGCGAAAAGGAAAGAAGAAGAAAGGUGGGGAGGGGCCCACUCAGGACUCCAGGGCUGUACCAGAGGCUUCCCUACAGCAGCAGCUGCUGCCCGACCUGCUGAGGGGGUUUGCGGAGGUGGGAUUCAUCAACGCCGAGGCCACUGUCCACUUGCUGCGGUCAGAAGGUGUGGAGCUGAAUGACCCACCUGUUCCUCCUGAGGAUUUGAGCCAACACCCGGCUGGCUAUGUGCCAGAGGCCCCAGAGACAAGCACAGAAUGGAUCACGUAUAGGACCUGGAUAGAAAGCCUGUCGCAGUACGCCAUGAGCAACUGGCUGCGCUCGGCAGAAAUCGGCCAGGAGAUAGGAGAAGCUUGGAUUGUGCAGAAUGCCAUGGUCUACGUCCUGAACCACAACCGCCACCUCAUCGAGGCAGGGCGACAGAAGGAGCUGGUGGAGGCCCUGUACCACCUGCUGAACAUCGUCAGGGACACAGGCCACAACGGGGAUGUGCAGACCUUGGCUGUGCUGUGCAGUGCCUUGGCACGAGGCCUUAUCAUCAGUUGGAUCCCAACCCAGACACCAGAGAAGUCCAAGAAGCUGGGGCGGCCCAUCAUGCAGCAUACCACGCUGGACUCGGGAGCCACCAAUGAUAUCAGGACAGCAGUGGAGGUCUGCGAGUUUGCCCUGAACCUCAUGGAUGGGAGUGGCUCUGAGGAGGUGGUGUGCAUGAGCACACGGCAGCAGUUGGUGGCCACCUGGGUGAAGGCCAAGCAGCUACAGCAGCAGCAGAUAGGGCCACGGCUGGGCCCUGAAGGGCAGAGCAUGCCCGAGGAUGUCAACGCCGUGACCAGAGUGCUCGUGGCCUUAGAAAUGUACUCAUGCAAUGGGCAGGGCCUCCUGGACUUCAGUGUGCCUCCCCUGGCCCAGGUGGUGAAGAUGGCUUCCGAGUGCAACUGGUUGGACCCCCUGGUAGAGCUGCAGGCUCUGACCCGGCUAGCCCACUUCGCCUUUGCAGCCCAUGACCACGAGGCCGCCAUGGCCUGUGCCCACAGGGCCAUGGAGAUGGGCAUCAAGUACCUGCGGAUGCUUGGUCCGGUCGAGGCCCGGCUUAUGGCAGAGAUGCUGAGCACCGCGGCAGGCAUCCAGGGCAGGAGCAUCAUGGAGAACCUGAAGGGCAGGAAGCAAGUGCGGCUGGUGGCGGCCAAGGCCUUCAUGGAGAGUGCCAGGUUUGGGAGCAUUGCAGGCAACAGUGCCCUGGUGAUGCUGGCCGCGCGGCAGUACUGGAAUGCCUGGCUGCCUUUCCUGUCCUCAGCAGUCAGCAGGAAGAAGGCCAAGGGUGCCAUCCAGCGGAUCAUCAACCUCAUCAACAAGACGGAAGCCAAACCGCAGGAGAAGGGCAAGACGCUGCUGCUGCACCAGUGGCCAACGGCGGACUUCCAGGUGGCGGGGACCCCAGAGGGCAGCUUCCUCCCAGCCGCUGAGGAUGACCUCUCGCUCCGUGUGGCCCUCUAUGGCCUGCUCUUCCACUGCCAUGCAGACCAGGAUGACUGGGAGGGUGGCCUCAAGGUGCUGGACGAGGCUGUGCAGCUGCUGCCACGGACAGCCCACCGCCUCCUGAUUUUCAAGCACAUGGUCAUUGUCAAGGCCAAGCUCGGCCAGAACUUCAUGAUGGAAAUGCAGAAAUUCAAAGAUGAAAGUGAAGACUACUUGGCACACAUGUGGCACCGCUUGGCCCAGAACUCCAAGAGCAUGCACAGCCAGCUCACCUGCUACCAGAAUGCUGUCCAGGCGCUGCAGAAGCCUGAGAGUGAGUGGCAGAAGGUGGACUACAUCGUGGAGUUCAGCGAGUGGCUUUACAGCAGACAUUUCCCCGUGGAGGACGCUGUGCUCCACCUGCGCUGGGCCAUUAACAUGCUGCUGGCCAUGAAGCCAACUGGGGAUGUCCCCAUGCGAGAGCCAGAGCCGGGGCUGGAUGGGCCAUGCUCAUCCACCCAGGUGGCCCCAGAAAACCCAGUGGUCGAGGACUUGGAGACGGCGUCCUUGGAAAAGCUGCGGCAUGUGAGGCAGCUGGAGAUGCUGGCCCGCACCCAUAUCCUGCUGGCCCUGAUGGUGUCCCCCGGCUCUGCUGACCACAGGGAUGCCUGCCUCAUGGCCUAUACCUUCCUCAGGCAUGUCUGGCAGGUUUCCCUGUCAACGGCAGGAAAACUCAUCUCAGAAACCCGGGUGGUGGCCGUGACCAGCUCCCAUGUGCUGCCGUCAAAGAAGGAGAAGGAAGAGGAGAAGGGCAGGAGUGGGAAGCAGCCCCAGGUCCCGGCUCCCAGCAGACAGCCGGAAGAGCUGCCUAGCAGCAUUGAGGAGUGGGCCUCUUACUCAUGUCCAGAGGAGCUGUUGGCGGUAUUCAGACAGGACAAGAGCGACUUCACCAUCAACUCCUUUACUAUCCAGAAGCCAACGUACAGUUUGUAUUUCCUGGACCACCUGGUCAAGGCCCUUCGGGAGAUGCAUCUGCUUCAGCUCACCGUCCCUGUGCUGCAGCUGGCCGUGCUCAUUGCCAAUGCUGUGGUAGACAGCAAGAGUCUCGCAGACCUCUACCAUCUGCGGCUUGCCCAUGUCUGUUCUGCCCUGAGGCUGAAGGAUGCAGCCGCCUUCCAUGAGGAGAUGGUGGGCCAGGCGUAUAUCGGUGAUGCUGAGCAGGCCAGCUGCAGGAAAGAAAUUGCGCUAAAGAAAGAGAAGAACAAGGAGCCUGUUUUGGAGGAGAACAUGCCCACCCUGCAAGAGCAGACAGCCCCCACCACCCCCACGGCCUCCACCACCGAGGCCAGGGUGCUUGUGGCUCAGGACAAGAUCCUGAAGGUGCAUGGCGAGCACAGGCGGGGCCUGGAUGGGCUGUGCUUCCCCCAGCUGUGGAUGAUGAAGGCUGAAGUCCUGCUGGAGAUGGCCCUGCUGCAGCCUGCACGGCUGCUCCUGUCCGAGGCUCACCUGGCUCUGCAGGAGCUUGGCGACCCUUGUGCAGAAGCCACAUGCCUGUUCCUCCUGGCACGCUUAGCCAGCAUGGAGCAGAACCAUGGGCAAGCCAGCAGGAUGCUUGAGAGGGCUCAACAGCUGGGUGGUGAUGAGGAGUUCUGGUACCAGUCCACCUUGGCCCUGGCAGACACUGUCCUGUCUUCGGCGGAUGGCAGAAGAAAAACCCACAUGAGAAACCCGUCGGGCAUGGUGGGCACUGUUUGCCACCUGUUUGAAAAACUCAUUGACACCAUCAACACACUCAAGUCAGAGAGACCCAACCGGAUGCCUCUCCUGGAGUUCAUGACCAUUGACCUGGAAGCCAGGUGUGUAAGCCUCCAGAUCCAGGAUGUCCUGGAAGCAGUGGACAGGGAGCCUCCCGGGGUCUUGGUCCUGCUGAACGAGAUGGAGCACCGCCUGCAGGACCUGGAGGAGCGCUUCCUCAGCUGCGGCUACAAGGAGAAGGGAGUGGAGAUCAGGCUGGAGCGAGCACGCGUGAAGAGGCUGUGUGCUGAGAGGGAGGAGGAUGAGCAGCGGAAGACGGAGUACCACCUGGCCGCCUUCCACCUGGUGCAGAGGGCCGUGGCAGAGGAGGAGGAAAUGUUCCACACUGUCCAGGGUCUACUGUCGCUGCAGGAGGUAAGUUGGGCGAGCAUGCCAGGCCGAGCCCGUACCUGUCAGUUGCAGAAUGUCAACACACCACUGAUGAGGAGGCUGGCAAGCCUCAAGCUCCGCCUGGUGGAGGUGUCACUGGACAUGCUGCAGCUCACCUGGGAGAAGGCACUGGAAAGGCAGCUGGAGCAGGGCUCACUGGACAAGCUCCUGGCCGACUACCUGCACUGUGACGGCGACUAUACCUGCAUCGACCUGCAAUGGAUCCUGCUGAAGCGGACCCUGGCACACACAGCACUGGUACAGCUAGAGAGUGCACUGCCGCUGUGCGUGGGCUGCGGGGACAUCCGCUCACAGCUCCUGGGCCUGGCCGGGAGGGCCCUGCACCUGCUGGCUGUGCAGGCAGACCCCAUGCAUCCCACCUGCUACUGGGAGGAGGCCUUGCAGGUCAGUGCUAAACUGAGCAGCCCGCGCUCUCUGGCGCCAGAAGUGAUGGGCGAAGUGACUGGAGACUCAAACAGGGACCUGCCAGCUUUCCGAACCGGUGCUGAGGAGCCCAGCCGGAGAGGCGAGACACUGAAGCGGAGGCUGGCGCUGGCCCAGCGGCUCCGGGCCCAAGCAUCUGAGCUACUGCUGCAGUGUCUGCAGGCUGCCCUGGGCAGUGGCCUCCUGGAUGUGGCAGCCACGGCCGGCCUGGAGAUGGUGGAGUGUGUCGGCACACUGGACCCUGUGUCCGCCUGCCAGUUCCUGGCGCUGUCUCAGAGCUGCUCCGCCUCAGAGACCAUGCGGGACAUCCUGCUGACAGCUGUGGCCAGCACCAGCAGCUCCCAGCUGGCAGCCCUGCUUCAACUGCACCACCAGCUGAGACAGGCUGACGGGGCCUCUGCCAACCUGCUGGCCAGUGUGGAGCAGAGGCUGGCAGCUGUCGCCAAGGCCUGGCAGAACCUCUGUGUCACUGAGCAGCAUUUCGGCCUCUUGAGCGAGAUCCCAUCCACCUUCCGGCUGCUGUUCUUGCAUCUCUCCCGGGAUAGGUCGCGUCUUUACGGGGCUGUCUACGAGAGGCCCAAGGCCCUUCCCGCUGCCAAGGGGAAAGCUGCACAAGUGGGCGGCCACUGCAAGGUGAUGAGGGUGGCCGUGAGCCCCGCCACCCUCUCCGAGCUCCUGGCCAGAGCCCGGCACUUCCAUGAACAGAGCCAGGCGCUCAGUGUAGAUUCGGCCCUGAGAGCCCACCUGGACCCCGUGCACACUGAAGACAGCCGGUGCACUGCGGCGCAGCUGGACACAGUGCUGAGGCCCAUGGAGGAGUACCUGAGGCCCCUGCUGCCCCUGCUCAGCAGCCUCGAGCUCAGGCUCCAGCCACCUGUGGCGGUGCCGGACUCAGGGAGGCUGAAAGGCAAGGACAGGGACAGGAAGAUGUCGACGCUGCAGACUCAGCCCGAGGCCGCGGAGCACCUGGUCCUGCUGGUGGACAGGCCGCUGCUGCAGCUGCCCCUGGAAGGCCUGCCAGCCCUGCGGGACGCAGCUGUGACCUCCGUGUCGCGGGACCUCUCACUGCACGUGCUGAGCAACCGCCUCCGCCUGGACGAGGCAGUGGAAGCAGGCGUGAAGAGAGAAGGCAAGAGCAAAGAUUUCAGAAAGAAAACCUCCUCUAAGAAGGGCACAAAGGCCAGUGUACACCGGGUCCUGCCCCCAGAAUGCAUCGCGGUCGACUCGGACACCUUCCAGUACGUGGUGGAUCCCUACGAGGAAGCCCAGGGCGUAGAAGCCCUAAGCCCUGUAUCCGUGACCCGGGAAAUCCUGGAGAGGUUCCAAGACUCACUGACAGCCAAGUGGACAGGACACCUGGGCAGGAAGCAAUUCCCCAGCCAGGCUGAGUGGGAGCAGGUGCUGGGCAGCUGCGGAGGCUUCCUGUUCUAUGGGAUGGAGUGCUUCCUGUCACACCUGUCUGUAGAGAGGCUGGUGGCCAUGAACCUGCAGGGGUGCCAGGUAAUGGUCUUGCUGGACCUGACCCAGUCCUCAGACAGCCUGCGGCGCCACACGGAGGCCUCGGAGAACAAGAGCGCGGCACAGCUGUCCCUGGAGGAGCCCGUGGAAACGGCCAUCCUCCUGAGCCUGGUGGGCGUCAAGAGCAUCCUGGCCAACCAGUGGCCGACCUCGCUGCAGGACAACGCGCUGCGGGCCAGGGCUCUGUGGGAAGGCCUGCUGGCCGGCAAGCCGCUGGGGAAGACGGUGCGUCUGCUGCAGGAGGCGGCCAGCAGCCCGAGGCCGAGCCCAGACGAAGCCCCCCGCACCUCCCGGGACAGGCUGAUGUUCCUCUGGCCGCAGCAGCCCGGCGCUGUGCUGCUCCCCACCGCCCUCAACCUGGUCCUGUACGGGCUGCCGCACCAGGUCAUCUGGUGA